UGAGUGUCGCAGCCUUCAGGAUGUGUCGCAGAUGUUUCUCCAGAAGAUCCUCCAAAGUGUCAACACAGCAUCAAACAGGUUGCUGGUUCAAUUUCCUCACUUGCUUCAGGAUGCGGACCAGGUCGAGCUCCACGCAGUCAGAGGGCAACUUCCUCCCCAGCCAGGGUUCUGAGGGAGGAGGAGGAAGAGGAGGCUGGUUUAAUGGGAAGCUAAAGAAGUUGUUCCGACGGCCAGGAGGUCAGGAGAGCGGCAACAGCACCGGCAACCUCCCCGGUAACAUCUCCAGCCCCGACAGCCACGUCCUGCCCAGCGGCCCCGAGAGGCCUCCGACAGCAGCGAUCCUCAAAUUCGAGGAGAACAUUGAACAAAGCCGCUUCUGGGAGGCCAGCCAGCAGCUGAUAGAGAGAGAGGAGCGUCUAUUCAGUGAGAACCCCGAGGUCGAGGGGCUUCCAGGUCACGAGGAGGAGGUGAACAGUCUCGCUGCUGACUAUAAAGCCCUGGAGCGCCUCGUCCUGGAGACUCUACAGCAGAGUUUGUCUCUCAACACAGGGGGGGCCAGCACCGAGGCUCUGACGUCUGCUGUGAAGGCCAUCUACCAGGAGGACGAGCAGGACCAACUGUGGAAGCAGAGGGACGGGCCCCCGCCUGGCUGGAGGGCCAGGGGCUGGAUGGAGCUCCAUGACACAACUGUCCGCCGCUUGGUGAAGGAUCACAUGGACAAUCCUUCGACUCCUCCUGCCAACCAGGUGCAGCAGUCCUCUGUGGAGGCUGACAUCUGCAGCAUGGGCCGGCAGCUGCUGGCCGACCUGCAGCUGGUGGUGGGCAUGGUGAAGACCUGCUACCCAGCACAUGUGAACAUCUGUGAUUUCUACGCCAGGAUCUUCCACCAAAAAACCAGUGCCAGACUCAAGAAGAUCGCAGACUUCGGUCUGGGGAUUAAGGACUGUACGUUCCUCCUGCGCUGGGUGAACGAGUACUAUCCAGGACUCUUUCAGAAGCCGGAGCUGGUCGGGGAGAUCAGUGUUGAGCCGCUGGGAAAGCUGCUGCCUGAGGAGCACCUGAAACCUCUGGAAGAACAAUACCUGAGCACUAAACAGACCGAACUGAUGACUUACAUCCUCCGCGUCCUGGAGCAAGAGAAACAAAAGUGGAAAGACGGAGAGGAGCCGCAGAUGGAGGACGGCUGCUACAACAGUCCUGUGUCCUACGACAUCAUCCAGUUCAUCAAUGGGAUGGUGACCGUAGCUGAGAAAGUGGUGGGAGACCUGCACAAGGCCCGGAGCAUAACAAGUGAACUGGACACUUUAAUGAAGAGCUUCAAGCUCUUCCAGGACGAAGUCGUGAAGAAGAACCAAAGCAACAGGAAAGCGGUCAUCAAGGCGAACCUCGGGGGGGUCCAACAGUUCACGAAUGUUCUCCAGAAGAAUGGUCACCUGUUCCAAGAGGACGCGAGGACAAACUGUCUGAAGGUUCUGAGCGACAUGAAAGAAUCUGCACACACGUACCUACUGAGUUCCUUGCACGACGUCCUCAAGCCACAUUACCGCAAACUGGGAACCAGUGAGUGGCUGAACAAGCCCGAGUUCGAGAGGCUGCUGGUCAGCAUCAAGACGCAGAGUAAAGAGCUUCAGGGUUCAAAGGAAUCCUGUCACCAGGAGCUGAUGAGCCAGUUUCAUCAGGAGGUGGCAGUGGAAUAUGUGAAGAGGCUCCUGAAGGGAGGAGUGAAGCUGAAGGACAGGAACCAGCAGGAUAGAGCCUGCAUGACGGUGAAAGACAACGCACAGAGUCUGCACGAGCUAUUCAUUGAAAUGGGCUCAAAGGAAGACUGGCUGAAGGAAAUCCUCACCACGAUUGCAGAAGUAAUAAAACUCCAGGAUCUUCCCGCCAUCCAGAUGCAAGUAGCAUCCCUGGGAAAUGCUUUUCCUGACCUGAGUGAUAAACAUGUGGUGGCUCUGCUCAAGCUCAAGACCAACAUCACCAAAGCCGACAUGAGAAAGGUCAAUUUGACUCUGUCGGACGCUUUGAGAGAAACCAGCGGCGCCGGCUCACGGUCCUUUUUCUCCAAAGUUCAGGUGAAGUGAAGAAGUGGAAGUGAGCUGCAGCGUCUGAGGACAGGGACGUGUUUACUGAGCAUUAGAGCAGGGAACCUCAAUAAUAGUAAAAAGGUCAUAACACAUGUUGUAAUUAUCGAACUGCACAUGAGCAGGAUAUCUCAUUUAAUGUCCAGUAUUAUGAACUUCAGUGUUUGUGUGUAAGUAUUAUUGAGUGUAGUUACUGUAUGAAUGUACAAGCUCAACUUUGCAAACGUGGUGCUGUUUACUGCUAAAACCCAUCAGGUCAGUUUGUGUGUAUUUUAUUUUGUUUACAGAAAAAAGGUCAAGAUCAAGUGUACUGCUCUUGUGUAUAUUUGUACAUGCUUUGUCUUGUAUAUUGUGAUAUUGUGUUUAAAAUAAUUUAAGCUAUUAAAUAAAGUUGGUGAAGCCUCA
Messenger RNA from Platichthys flesus (European flounder), 2486 nucleotides. RefSeq names its product tumor necrosis factor alpha-induced protein 2-like. The record is from RefSeq and is a predicted model, not a curated record. Gene Ontology annotation, molecular function: SNARE binding. The transcript is spliced from 12 exons. Gene Ontology annotation, cellular component: exocyst. Gene Ontology annotation, biological process: exocytosis; exocyst localization. Lineage: Eukaryota; Metazoa; Chordata; Actinopteri; Pleuronectiformes; Pleuronectidae. The coding region runs from base 21 to 2081 and encodes 686 amino acids.